CAUCAAUUAUCAAUACAAAAUGAGGGUUUAUCCAUCAGGAACAAGAUUUGCACUUUUGGAACAUCCUGGUGACGGUAUGAUCAGUCUCACUUCAUUUGCAGAGAAUAUUUUCGAUUCAUUUUUGAUUACAUUGAACUUACUAGCUAUUGGAUCAAUCAUUUAUAAAGUUACUGGUGAAUUUUGGUUUAUCUUAGCAGGUUGCUAUGGAGUAAUUACUUGGUGUUCAACUUAUUUUAUUAAAAAUAAUUGUUUAAAACCAGCUCGUCAAUUAGGGUUAAAAGUGGUAUGCAAUAGAUAUUGUUACUUGUCAUUAGGUACUUUCAUAUCAUCAGGUAUUUGUUUUAUAUUAUCUUUAUUUGGGGUUUACAGAACUAUCUCUAGAGCUUCAAAUAGGGGUUGAUUGUUUAAAAUAAGUUGUUUUGCUUUUAAGUUUUGCCAUUUCCGUAUUUACCUAAAUUUUCAAAAUUUCCAAACCCUAAUAUCAGUUCAUAUUAUUACAUAGCUUAAAAUAUAUUCAGUAAUUUUUCAAAUUUUUCAACUAAGUACCGUUAUCUCUACAAUAUUACUACAA
Scheffersomyces coipomensis is the source of this 571-nucleotide messenger RNA. RefSeq lists its product as uncharacterized. The transcript has a single exon. The record is from RefSeq and is a predicted model, not a curated record. Bases 20 to 400 code for a protein of 126 amino acids. NCBI's taxonomy places the organism in Eukaryota, Fungi, Ascomycota, Pichiomycetes, Serinales, Debaryomycetaceae.